This is a messenger RNA of Lotus japonicus, 2093 nucleotides long. Its product is annotated as autophagy-related protein 16-like. Gene Ontology annotation, biological process: autophagosome assembly. Bases 222 to 1766 code for a protein of 514 amino acids. Gene Ontology annotation, cellular component: autophagosome membrane. NCBI's taxonomy places the organism in Eukaryota, Viridiplantae, Streptophyta, Magnoliopsida, Fabales, Fabaceae. The transcript is spliced from 4 exons. The record is from RefSeq and is a predicted model, not a curated record. Gene Ontology annotation, molecular function: protein binding.
UGACAAAAAAAAAAAAUACCAGGAAAAUCUCAGGUCUCUUCUCCUGCACCUGAAAUUGUUACUAAGUAAGAACCCUAAUGCAGAUUAUCGACCCUCUUUGAGGAUCCAAAAUUGCAAAUUCUGGUGCAUAAUUUUCAUCUCUUUGGAUUAAAUUUCUGUGAAAUCAAACAGAAAUAGGUGGAUUUGAAUUUUGAAGCAUAAUUUGGUGGUUGAAUUGGGUAAUGGCGACAGUUUGCAAGUCGCAAGAAGAAAUCGCCCAAAAAGCUAUCAAUCAUGCUUUGAAGUCUCUGCGGAAGCGCCAUUUGCUCGAAGAAGCUGCUCAUGCUCCUGCUUUUCUCGCACUUUCUAGACCCAUUGUUUCCCAGGGCUCUGAGUGGAAAGAGAAAGCAGAGAACUUGCAAGUGGAACUUCAGCAAUGCUAUAAAGCUCAAUCUCGGUUGUCUGAGCAACUUGUUGUGGAAGUAGCUGAUUCCAGAGCUUCAAAAGCUUUGGUUCAGGAGAAAGACAAUGCAAUUGCUGAUCUGCAGAAGGAGUUAACCGAAAUGAGGGAUGAGUUCUCUCAAUUAAAGGUGGACUUGGAACAAAAGAUCAAAGAGCUAGAAGUGAUUGUGAGUGAGAAUUCAGAACUUAAAGCACAACUGGAGCAGAUGACUGCCCAAUGUAAGAAAGCUGAAGCUGAAAAUAAGAUGUUGAUUGACCGCUGGAUGUUGGAAAAGAUGAAGGAUGCUGAGCGCCUAAAUGAGGCAAAUGCCCUGUAUGAAGAGAUGGUUGAGCGGCUAAGAGCCAGUGGCUUAGAACAACUAGCAAGGCAGCAGGUGGAUGGCGUAGUUCGGCGAUGUGAAGAAGGUGCUGAAUUCUUUUUGGAUUCCAACAUCCCUUCCACUUGCAAGUUCAGGUUAAAUGCACAUGAAGGGGGUUGUGCUUCCAUAUUGUUUGAGUUCAACUCUAGUAGAUUAAUUACAGGGGGACAGGACCAGUCAGUUAAAGUGUGGGAUACUAAUACAGGAUCUGUAUGUUCUAAUCUUCAUGGCUGCAUUGGCUCAGUAUUGGAUCUCACGAUCACCCAUGAUAAUCGUUCUGUCAUUGCUGCAAGCAGUUCAAACAACUUGUAUGUUUGGGAUCUCAACUCAGGCAGGGUCCGUCAUACCCUCACCGGGCACAAAGAUAAAGUUUGUGCUGUUGAUGUCAGCAAGGUUUCCAGUCGUCAUGUGGUCAGUGCAGCUUACGAUCGUACUAUAAAAGUUUGGGACCUAAUGAAAGGUUACUGCACAAACACAAUCAUUUUUGCCAGCAACUGCAAUGCACUUUGCUUCAGCAUGGAUGGACAGACCAUAUAUUCUGGACACGUUGAUGGCAACCUUCGGUUAUGGGACAUUCAGAGUGGAAAGCUACUAAGUGAGGUUGCUGCACAUUCACUUGCUGUCACAUCAAUUUCCCUUUCUCGAAACGGAAAUGUUGUACUGACGAGUGGAAGGGACAAUGUGCACAAUUUGUUUGAUGUGCGAUCUCUGGAAGUUUGCAGUUCAUUUAGAGACACAGGAAACAGAGUGGCUUCUAAUUGGAGUCGCUCCUGUAUUAGUCCCGACAACAGUCAUGUUGCUGCUGGGUCUGCUGAUGGAUCUGUUCAUAUUUGGUCAGUACAUAAAAAUGAAAUUGUCAGUACUCUGAAGGAACAUACGUCCUCUGUUCUUUGUUGCAGAUGGAGUGGGAUUGGAAAACCGUUAGCUUCAGCUGACAAGAAUGGGAUUGUCUGCAUCUGGAAGUAAUGGUUUUUCAUUCUUUGAAUAGACUACGAGUUUGACCUCACAUACAAAAAGUGCUUGCAUAUUUACAUUCGGGUAAUGGGGUGUGGUAAAGCUCAACUUUACAGUUUUCAAAUUGGCUGGUUGAAUUCUUUCUUAGAACUGUUUUAUUCAUACACGACAUACCACUCAGAUUAGGAACUAUGUAUAUAUCAAAUUUUAUUUUUUAACAAAGCUUCAUUUAGACUAUUCUCUCUCAAUAUCUCAAGUGUAGCAUGAAUAACUCUAGAGUAGUGUGAUGAAGCUUUUAUUAUGGAUACUAAUAUUGCAUUAGAAAAAAUUGUUUGAACA